Clunio marinus is the source of this 360-nucleotide messenger RNA. The record is from the annotation of a GenBank genome assembly. Lineage: Eukaryota; Metazoa; Arthropoda; Insecta; Diptera; Chironomidae.
AUGAACGACAUUAGAUCAAAUGAGAGACAAACUGUUUUAUUGUCAUCUUUAAAUCGGAUAUUGAAAGUAUUCUGUCAAGAAUUUAUUUCAUAUCGAAUAAGUCGUCAACCAACCGUUAAGAACUUCCCCAAGCAGUCACAGGCUGUGUGCAUAUUUGCAACUUAUUUGCUGAUCAUGACUAGCUGGAAGAUAAAUCAUAAAUCUCAUUACGAGAAUCAGAGAACAAAAAAAUGGCAUAAAAUCAGCAUGACGCCUUUUGAGAAGCGUUUUCAUGUCGUUAUAAAAGUUGAUGCUCAGCUUAUCCCCUCUAGUCAUUUGAAAGAAUCUCGAUUGUGUGAAACAGUAGGAGUGACUAAGUGA